Molecule: messenger RNA, 600 nt
Organism: Guillardia theta CCMP2712
Lineage: Eukaryota; Cryptophyceae; Pyrenomonadales; Geminigeraceae
Exons: 3
Coding region: 1-600 (199 amino acids)
Source: RefSeq, a predicted model, not a curated record
AUGCAACGGUGUGUGGUAGCUAUCAGGAUCAAGAGCGUGUAUGGCGAGCUAGCCUAUUUCAAGGACGACAACGGACGCUUCUCAUCGGACAUCAACAAGGCCUACACGCUCAAAAUGAGGGCGAAGACCAAGUAUGAACUUGUUGUCGAGUUCGGUACUUACAUGUUACUACAGUCGCCCGACAAUGUGCAUAUCGUGAGCAUGAGCAUUGAGGGAGGAAUGCUGGAGAAAGAAAUGCAAUCAAAGAAAGCCGUACAAUCUGAUGGGGAGAAAACAAUCGGCUUCCUGUGGUGGGACACAUCCAGCUUUGAUGAAACAAAAGUAUCCAAGAGAGAAAAACUCGAGUUUGUCAUCGUCUUGUCGGUGCAAGGGUUGAAAGGGCCGGGGAAGGACAAUCAUCACCUUGUCAAGACCAAACUGCUCUUCAAGUUCUACAACCCGAAUGAAGAAAAGAUGAUGAAGAAAGGUCUUCCUCUAGGUGCUCUGAAGAUUCAUUGCGCUCUGAGCAACACGUCUAAGGUCACAUCAGUGACUUGCGCUGACUUGCAGCACGUGGAGGAGCUGGUGAUUGUUGGAAAUCCUGCAGAAGCCGUGCAGUGA